AUGGCAAGUCUCAAGAAUAUCAUGAAUACUGAGGACGAGCCUGUCAAUCCACAAUCCGAGAGCCGUUCCACUAACCUGACUUCAAGAUCACCCUCUGUCCACAGCUAUGCUACAUCCUUGAACCAUCAGACACACUCCUCUUCUCAUAAUAACCCUCAUGACCCAUCAGGAUCAUCCAAGUCGUCUUCUGUUAUUGAUCACUCAUCACCGACAACAACAACCGAUCUCAACAUGAAUAGCCGACGCCGCCGCAGCAACAUGAGCAUUGACUCAAACGAAACAUCGUAUGCUCCUGCCCAGCAUGCUUCAUCGUCAAACACCCCAAUGAGACCCUUUCCUGCCACAGCGAGCGGCGAGUCGCAUGUCAGGUUGACUCCAAUUACCAGAAAGAUUAGCAAAGCAAAGAAAGGCGUACUGGUUCAUAAUUGCGAUCAGUGUCCGAAGACCUUCUCUAGAGCAGAACACUUGAGACGGCAUCAACUCAGCCAUUCACCCCCUGAUUUGUAUUGCCAUAUCCGUGGUUGUAACAAGAGGUUCCACCGCAAAGACCUUCUUGAUCGGCAUGUUCAGAGACAUGAUCAAGAUGCCAUGGAUAUUAUCGAAUCGGAGCGCCCUUCUACCCAAAGCAGUUCAAAGACACAUGUACUGUCCCCUGCGCAAACUACACGACCGAAGCCUAUCACUUACAACGACCAUCGAACAUUGGCUCCUGUGAACAACUCCAAUAUCCCUGGAGCUUGGCCACCAAUGGCUCCUACCCCCAACUUAAACCACAACUUCAAGACAGAGCCUCCUAUAAACAGACAAGGUGGUUACACAGACAUUCACGUGCUAGGCCCUGAUCUACCAUAUAAUAGUUUCAUGCCGAACAAUCCUGAACAACCAAUAUUGCCAACUCUGCCAGAAAGUACAACUCCGGACCUGCACUGGCAAGGUAGUUCUGCAUCAACAAGCGCCUUCUCAACUCCUCCGAAUAACACGAGAGCUCACCAGUUCUCCGCACCGGCUACGAACGAACCUUGGAUGGCCCCAGUAUCGGCUUACCAGAGCACUCCGAACGAUAUAUCAGGCACGAGUAUUGACCAUGCCACAUAUCCUGGCUCAUAUACAUAUACACCACCAGAGGUCUACACUCCUGUCUUUAGCAUGAGCCUCCCUUUACCUGGAUAUUCCGAAGACACUACUUUCAGUACUGUCGAUCAAAUUCCUUCUUCUACACUGUUCCAUCGCUACGAACUUCAAGCGGGGCUUUCGAUAUGGCCAGCUGCAGCUCUGGGACUUCAGGAGGAAAUGGCUUGUUAA
This is a messenger RNA of Fusarium poae, 1302 nucleotides long. RefSeq lists its product as uncharacterized. The transcript is spliced from 5 exons. Lineage: Eukaryota; Fungi; Ascomycota; Sordariomycetes; Hypocreales; Nectriaceae. Gene Ontology annotation, cellular component: chromatin. Bases 1 to 1302 code for a protein of 433 amino acids. The record is from RefSeq and is a predicted model, not a curated record. Gene Ontology annotation, molecular function: DNA-binding transcription factor activity, RNA polymerase II-specific; RNA polymerase II cis-regulatory region sequence-specific DNA binding. Gene Ontology annotation, biological process: regulation of transcription by RNA polymerase II.